This is a messenger RNA of Haliotis rufescens (red abalone), 4374 nucleotides long. RefSeq lists its product as uncharacterized. NCBI's taxonomy places the organism in Eukaryota, Metazoa, Mollusca, Gastropoda, Lepetellida, Haliotidae. Gene Ontology annotation, cellular component: lysosome. Gene Ontology annotation, biological process: sphingolipid metabolic process. The record is from RefSeq and is a predicted model, not a curated record. The coding region runs from base 95 to 3886 and encodes 1263 amino acids. The transcript has 38 exons.
ACUGGCCUUUGUACCCACGUACCUAUAUACAGACGGCCCGGCCACUUCCACAUCAGCAGCGGGAGUAAGCGGCUGUCACACGCGUUUCACCACCAUGAAACUGUUCAUAUUCCUGAUCGCCGUUGCUUUUGCAUCAGGCUCCCCCGUGAGGGUGAUCGACCGUACUGCUGACGAGCUCAAGUGUGGCAUCUGUCAACACCUCACACAGGAUCUGCACACUGUCCUGUCUAAAGAAGAUACACAGACCAAGGUGGUGAGCGGACUCAUGUCCCGCUGUGAGAGUCUUGUUGAGGGGCAGAAUGAGAGAUGUCGCGACAUCGUGCACGGCAUCGCCCCUAGCAUGCUGUCCCUCCUCGUCGACAACGUCCAUCCGUACGUCAUGUGCAGCACCCUGGAGAUGUGUCCCGUGGAACACGUGGAGCACGAGGAGACGCAGGUUGAACACGUGUCAAAAACAACGUUGUGCGAGUUCUGCCAGUUCGCCAUCAACAUCGUAGAGAGAUACGUCCAGAAGAACGCCUCCAUCCCAAAAAUCAACGAGACGCUAUACAACUUCUGCAACGACCUCCCUGACCCCCUCAAGUCAGAGUGCCUCCAGUUCGCGCCAGCUGUAGUGAAAGCUCUGGCAGAAGGAGUUGACCCCCACCAAGCCUGCGUCAAGGCCCACGUCUGUCCCAGCGAAACACAGGAACAUCCACUGACCUGGAAUGCCGUCACCUGUGAUGUGUGCAAUAACGUGGCUGAGAAGAUGUUCCAUGAAGACGCCGGUGCCGUGUGUAUGGAUCUGAAGAUCUGUCUUCGUCCCACGCUUCCUGCAGUGCAACGGGAGGUGCGCCAGGAACCCCAGCAGGAAGUUGGCGCAGGCCCCGGUUGUGAGCUGUGCGAGUUCCUCGUCAACACCAUCGACCAGUACUUGAAGCAGAACAAAUCCGAGACGGCCAUCAAUGCCACAGUGACCAAGAUCUGUAAUGACCUGCCAGAACCCCUCAAGGACACUUGCAACAGCUUUGCUCCACAGCUUGUGAAAGUUCUAGCCCAAGGAUUUGACCCCGAACAGGCUUGCACCAAGAUAGGACUGUGUGGGUCUCAGCAUGAACCUGAGCUGGAGCCAGAGAGGGAUGAGGAAGAUGAACCUGAGCUGGAGCCUGAGAGGGAGGAGGAACACGAGCAUGUGCCGGAGCCUGAGAGGGAGGAGGAUCGCGAGCAUGUGGAGCCUGUAGAAGCUGGUCCUGGGUGUGAAUUGUGCCAGUUCCUCAUCAACACCAUCGACGAGUACCUGAAGGAGAACAAGACAGAGGCGGCCAUCAAUGCCACAGUUACAAACUUCUGUAACGAGCUGCCAGAACCUCUCAAGGACACAUGCACUGGCUUUGCUCCUCAGCUUGUCAAGUUGCUGGCUGAAGGAGUCGACCCCAAGCAGGCCUGCACCAAGAUCGGACUGUGCUCUAGUUCAGAGGAAGAACACAUCGAGGAACAUGUAGAACACGAAGAACAUCACGAAGAACAGAAUGUGGCUGCUGGUCCUGGAUGUGAGCUGUGCCAGUUCCUCAUCAACACCAUCGACCAGUACCUGAAGGAGAACAAGACAGAGGCGGCCAUCAAUGCCACAGUUACAAACUUCUGUAACGAGCUGCCAGAACCUCUCAAGGACACCUGUACUGGCUUUGCCCCUCAGCUGGUGAAGAUGCUGGCUGAAGGAGUCGACCCCAAGCAAGCCUGCACCAAGAUCGGACUGUGCUCCAGUUCAGAGGAAGAACACAUCGAGGAACAUGUAGAACACGAAGAACAUCACGAAGAACAGAAUGUGGCUGCUGGUCCUGGAUGUGAGCUGUGCCAGUUCCUCAUCAACACCAUCGACCAGUACCUGAAGGAGAACAAGACAGAGGCGGCCAUCAAUGCCACAGUUACAAACUUCUGUAACGAGCUGCCAGAACCUCUCAAGGACACCUGUACUGGCUUUGCCCCUCAGCUGGUGAAGAUGCUGGCUGAAGGAGUCGACCCCAAGCAAGCCUGCACCAAGAUCGGACUGUGCUCCAGUUCAGAGGAAGAACACAUCGAGGAACAUGUAGAACACGAAGAACAUCACGAAGAACAGAAUGUGGCUGCUGGUCCUGGAUGUGAGCUGUGCCAGUUCCUCAUCAACACCAUCGACCAGUACCUGAAGGAGAACAAGACAGAGGCGGCCAUCAAUGCCACAGUUACAAACUUCUGUAACGAGCUGCCAGAACCUCUCAAGGAUACCUGCACUGGCUUUGCUCCUCAGCUUGUCAAGUUGCUGGCUGAAGGAGUCGACCCCAAGCAGGCCUGCACCAAGAUCGGAUUGUGCUCAAGUUCAGAGGAAGAACACAUCGAGGAACAUGUAGAACACGAGGAAAAUCACGAAGAACAGAAUGUGGCUGCUGGUCCUGGAUGUGAGUUGUGCCAGUUCCUCAUCAACACCAUCGACCAGUACCUGAAGGAGAACAAGACAGAGGCGGCCAUCAAUGCCACAGUUACCAAUUUCUGUAACGAGCUGCCAGAACCUCUCAAGGAUACCUGCACUGGCUUUGCUCCUCAACUGGUCAAGUUGCUGGCUGAAGGAGUCGACCCUAAACAGGCCUGCACCAAGAUCGGACUUUGCUCAAGCGCAGAACCGGAACAUCGCGAGGAACAUCCACAGGAACAUCCACAGGAACAUCAGGGGGAACACAGGGAGGCUGCAGGACCCGGGUGUGAGCUGUGCCAGUUCCUCAUCAACACCAUCGACCAGUACCUGAAGGAGAACAAGACAGAGGCGGCCAUCAAUGCCACAGUUACACACUUUUGUAACGAGCUGCCAGAACCUCUCAAGGAUACCUGCACUGGCUUUGCUCCUCAACUGGUCAAGUUGCUGGCUGAAGGAGUCGACCCUAAACAAGCCUGCACCAAGAUCGGACUGUGCUCAAGUUAUGACCAAACGCCACAAAUAGAUGACGCCAAGGCGGGCCCUGAAUGUGAAUUAUGCGAACUUGUCGUGAAAACAGUAGACAAGUAUAUUACCCAGAAUGCAACAGAAGCUGCUAUCAACACAACUAUUCUCAGGCUUUGCCAGGGCUUACCCGAACCAUUGAAAACCACCUGCUUCCAGUUUGCCCCUGAAGUAGUGAAGGCAUUAUCACAGGGAGUUGACCCGAACAUGACCUGUACCAAGAUUAAAUUAUGUUCGGGCAGCGAGGCGCCAGUCUUCCAGUUUGUCACAUGCGAGGUGUGUCGAGCCAGCAUGGAGAAACUCUACCCUGAGGAAUUCAAGAAGAUUUGUAGAGUGGCCUGCUCCGAGGAAUCAGAAGCCGAACAAAUAGCGGAGAGUUUCGCCCAAAAGGUUAAAGUAGCGAUCAAGGAACCAGACAGCGCUCUGACGUGUGAACUCUGCACGCUGCUGGUGAACACCCUCGACACCUACCUCAAGAACAACCACUCAUCGGCCGCCAUUAACUCCACGCUCCAAAAGAUCUGCAAGUCCCUACCCGCAGCCUUGCAGAUUGAGUGCAAAGUGCUGACUCCUCUCUUGGUCAAGGAACUCGCUAAAGGUUUCAACGCAACCGUAGCAUGCACCAACAUCAAAGCCUGCUCCAAAAACACAGGAGAAAUUUUGAGCCGUAUAGCCCGCAGUCUCACCGAGGAAAUGAACAAUGUUGGCGGUGUGAAGUGCUCGCUCUGCAAGGACCUGAUCGGCGUCAUCGACUUAGACAUCAAUGGUGACAAGGCGAAGACAAAGAAGCAGUUUGAAGAUGUCUGCCACCGACUUCCCCCACCCACAGAUCAGAAGUGUCUCGACUUUGUGGUGCCAAACUUCCCCAAGAUAUGGAAGGAGAUCGUCGAUGGCAAGCUUGCCCCCGAGAAAGUGUGCCAGACAAUCAAGCUGUGUUAGGACCACUGUCAUUGACAGCGCCACAGCUGUAUUUACAUCGUUGCCAAGGAAACCGGUGGCCAUCUUGAAAAUGGCAGCCGUCUUGAAAAAUGUGUUGCCAGUUCUGGUGUUAUUACUACCAUAAACAGUUGAUUUAGAAGUGUAUAAAUCAGACAAUACGAAUAUAUGUAUAUACAUUAAUUGCUCAAUUUGCACAACAUGGCAGCUGGCGUUCUUACUUGUAAUCAGAAAAUUGACAUUAACAGCCGAAGUUCUUGUCUCCAUAGAAACAAUGAAACUAUUAAUAUCAUAUCAGAAUGUACAUAUUUCUAUUCCUACCAAUAUCCAUAUUUAUAUAAACUAUUAUAAUAUAACGGCGUGAUUUUGUAUAUAUUUGAAAUAUGUAGAAUUAGGUAUUCUAAUGUAUGUCCAAAUAUAUUCUAUAUUGUUGAUUUUUAUUAUACAAUUUGUAAAUAUAUGAUUAAUUCUAAUAAACAUGUGAAACUGCC